Molecule: messenger RNA, 666 nt
Organism: Gymnogyps californianus (California condor)
Lineage: Eukaryota; Metazoa; Chordata; Aves; Accipitriformes; Cathartidae
Gene: GIMD1
Product: GIMAP family P-loop NTPase domain containing 1
Exons: 2
Coding region: 1-666 (221 amino acids)
Molecular function (GO): GTP binding
Source: RefSeq, a predicted model, not a curated record
AUGGCAGACAGCGAUGAGAUGACCAUCAACCUUGUUGUCCUUGGAAGAACUCAGACUGGCAAAAGCGCUGCUGGGAACAGCCUGCUGGGCAGCUCAGACUUUGAGAGUCAUCUCUCCCCAAGCUCUGUGACUACAUGCUGCAGCCUUGGACGCAGCUGCCGCAUUUCGGGGAUUAUACGAAGAAACGGUUGUGAGCUAGCUCUCCGCGUUCGAGUACUUGACACUCCAAGCUACCCUCACAGUGGUCUGAGCAAAGAGCAGGUGAGAGACACAGUGAAAUCAGCCCUGGCUCACCACUUCGGGGAGGAAGGCCUGCAUCUAGCUCUCUUGGUCCUGAGGGCUGACCUGCCUCUGUAUCCAGAUGAAAGCGAUCACGUAAUUCAGUUCAUCCAGGAACUUCUGGGUCCCACAUGGAAGGAUUUCACUGCAGUUCUACUUACUCAUGCAGACAAGGCAGAAGAGGCUGGAUUCAGUGAGGAAGCAUACUUGCACAGUGCCUCAAGUACUCUGUUGUCACUUUUGAGCUCAGUACAGCAUAAAUACAUUUUCCUAGACAACCAGAAGAGCAUAAUUAAAAAGGAAAGAGCUAUUGUCUUAAGAAAGCUUUUGAAGUUUAUAAGACAAAAUAAUUAUCAAGUGCUUCCACUUAAACACAGCAAGGAAUAA